GUACUUGGAGCAAAGAUUAUAAAGAACAUUACAACUCUUUUUAUUCACGCAAACUGUGGAAAGUAGAAAGAUGAAAAAGAGAAACGUGAGAAGAGAUGGUUCGCCAUCGGGCCAGAAGCCGCCAAAAGUGCAACAAAAGAAGAAGGAACAGACGUCAACAUCAUGGAAGAAAAUCAUCCUCCUGUCUCUCACUGCUGUUGCCAUGUUGGGAUUCUCUGUGAAAAUACUCCCUGAAAUAAUCCAGCAGGUUGCUUUCAUGUACAGACUAAGACUGCCGUACUUUGUGGACCUGAGCCAACCUGCCGACUUCUCCCUCAAUCACACUGUCAACAUGUACGUAUCAUCUGAGGAGGGCAUCUCUCUGGGAGUUUGGCUUACUGUCCCUGAAAGUCAAUGGAAGGAGGCGCAAGGAAAAGAUCUGAACUGGUAUCAGGAAUCUUUAGGAGACGGAAAUCCUGUUUUCAUUUAUUUCCAUGGAAAUACAAAAAACAGGGCAGCUCCUCAUCGCAUUGGAGUUUCAAAAGUUCUGAGUACACUUGGUUAUCAUGUGGUGGUGCCAGACUACAGAGGGUUUGGAGACUCCACUGGAGAGCCCACUGAAGAUGGUCUGACCACUGACGCCCUCUACAUCUACAACUGGGUCAAAGCACGAAGUGGCAGCAGCCUGGUCGUUAUCUGGGGCCACUCACUCGGCACUGCGGUUUCAACAAAUCUUGCAGUAAAACUUCUUGAGAAAGGUGUGGUUCUAGAUGGUGUUAUUCUUGAAGGAACAUUUAAUCCUGCUCGAGAAAAAAUUCCUGUGAAUCCGUUAUUUUGGUUUUAUUAUAGUCUUCCUGGUAUUAAAUAUUUAUUUAUAGGAGAUGGAAAGCUUUUCGAAUCACCAGUUUUUCCAAACGAGGAAAAUAUAAAGAAAAUGAAAAGCCCAAUACUAUUUCUCCACUCAGAAGAUGACCACUUAGCUCGUAUUGAGAAUGUCGAGGAGUUACGUGAAAUAGGAGCUAGUGCCCAGAACAAAGAUCGGGUCAAGCUUGUUAAGUUUGAUGGGAGCAAAGGCUAUCUCCAUAAUGGACUCUACAGGGACGCCAAACUGCCUGGUGUUAUAAAGGAUUUUGUCGCAUCUUUAUAGUGAAGACUGAACUAUAGAAGAAAAAAACAAAUGAAAUGUUGAUUUAAGAAGAAUCUAUUUUUGUAAAGGUUGCAAAGACUGAUGAAGAAAAAAAACAUUUGAACAUUCCACCACAUCAUAAUAAUUGUAUAGUUUUUAAACAUUCCUGAAUUGGUCUAAAUGGCAGCAUUUUAAGACGCUGGUCCAUUUCCCACUGUUGACCUAAUAAUUGCACUGAAUUACCUGUAAUUAAUUUAAAUUUUAGGAUAUCGAAAAUGUGCGAUUGUUUACUAUUGAUUGUGCCAUAAUGAUUAAAAACAUGUUAGCUAUUGUGGAGUGCUGAUUAAGUUUAUAAUAAAUGUUGACACUUACGGUCUU
Molecule: messenger RNA, 1483 nt
Organism: Periophthalmus magnuspinnatus
Lineage: Eukaryota; Metazoa; Chordata; Actinopteri; Gobiiformes; Gobiidae
Product: Monoacylglycerol lipase ABHD12-like
Exons: 13
Coding region: 71-1126 (351 amino acids)
Biological process (GO): monoacylglycerol catabolic process; phosphatidylserine catabolic process
Cellular component (GO): endoplasmic reticulum membrane
Molecular function (GO): monoacylglycerol lipase activity; phosphatidylcholine lysophospholipase A1 activity
Source: RefSeq, a predicted model, not a curated record